This is a messenger RNA of Aspergillus ruber CBS 135680, 3200 nucleotides long. Its product is annotated as Rad4 family protein. Lineage: Eukaryota; Fungi; Ascomycota; Eurotiomycetes; Eurotiales; Aspergillaceae. The coding region runs from base 105 to 2864 and encodes 919 amino acids. Gene Ontology annotation, cellular component: nucleotide-excision repair factor 2 complex; nucleus; XPC complex. Gene Ontology annotation, molecular function: damaged DNA binding; single-stranded DNA binding. Gene Ontology annotation, biological process: nucleotide-excision repair; mismatch repair. The record is from RefSeq and is a predicted model, not a curated record. The transcript has a single exon.
CUGUCAUCUUUCAACCACUUCAUCACGCCAUAAAAUUCAAUACAUGAGUUCUUUAUUCAAUACAACUAUUCCUGUAUUAUUGAACUCUGACUGACCUUCUCUGCAUGCCACCGUUCGUCCCCCGCAAGCGCGUCUCCUCCGAGGAUCCUCCCAGUACCAAACGCCACCAUGCGAUCCCUGCUGUCAAAGCUCCAGUUGUGGAGGAUUCCGAAGACGACUCGCCAUUGAGCGAUGUGCCUAACUCUGAUAAUGAGGAAACCCCUGGGAAAAAUGAUGCGACCGAGAAGGGCAAAGGAAAAAGCCAGGGAUCGGAGGACGAGGACGAGGAAAGCGACGACGAUGACGAUGACGCUACGGAUUGGGAAGACGCUAUAGAUACUACGAACCAGCCUGCACAUACCACCGCUCUGCUCCCGUCCGCGAUUGAGUCGCAGGAUCUCGAAUUGACGCUCGACAAGAACGAAGUGCAUGUAGCUGAUCUCCUCGAUGGCAAAAAGGGCCCAUCCAAGAUCGAGCGCCAGAUCCGUAUCAGAACCCAUUGUCUACAUGUGCAGCUUCUACUCGCUCACAAUGCCGUCCGAAAUGCCUGGGUGAAUAACUCCAAAGUCCACGAAACCCUCCGGCGCAGGUUACCCCAGGGAAUUUACAAGGAGAUCAAGAAGUGGCGGGUCGCAUCAGCGCUCGAUCCCCCAGAACAAGAAAUUACGGAGAAAUCCACCAAAAAGAGGAAAGGGAAAGAGAAGCAGACUCGUAACCCUGAGCGGGAUUGGGGGGAAGGCUCGUCGCGAUUGGAACCUGGAAAGCCGGAUAUGAGUCUGGGCGAUCCUAUCAUUUCCCUACUCAAGGUUCUCGCUGCAUACUGGAGAAAACAGUUUAAAAUCACUGCGCCGGGUCUGCGCAAACAUGGAUAUCAGCACAUGGCACAGGUGGAUGCUGAAAUACGUUCUUUUAAUGAUGAUGGCCAUGACCCCGAGCGACAUGGAGAACGAUUUGCUAGUGUGGACGAGUUCCGGUCGGCAGCAGACUGCAUGGAGGGUUCUAGGGAUACAGGCGCGCAGCUCUUCACAGCGCUUCUUCGCGCAUUGGACAUUGAGGCUAGGCUAGUAGUUAGUCUACAACCUCUUGGAUUCGGAUGGACCAAGGCCGAGACCCAUACCCCGAAGUCCAAAAUGGAGUCAGAACCUGGCACUGCAGAAGCAACAGAAACAGGAGCAGAGUUGGACGACGAUGAGGAGAGUGACAGUGACUCCCCAGAUAAAAAUGCUUCAUCUCGUCGAGCAUAUGACAGAGACCUGCCAUUUCCUAUCUACUGGACAGAGGUUGCAUCUCCUAUCACCCACCAGGUCAUACCUGUUGAUCCCCUUGUGCUCAAAAAUCCCGUGGCGACGACACCAGAGCUACAAGCAACUUUCGAACCGCGCGGGGCAAAAGCAGAAAAAGCCAAACAAGUUAUAUGCUACGUGAUAGCAUACUCGCCAGAUAAAUCGGCCAAGGAUGUCACAACACGGUAUCUCCGCCGUCGCACAUGGCCAGGAAAAACCAAAUGCUACCGAAUGCCAAUCGAAAAGAUCCCCGUCCCAGGUAAAAAAGGGAAGUUCUUCGAAUACGAUUGGUUCCGGGUGAUAUUCCGAAUCUACCAGCGGCCUCAGAACCAGAGAACGCCAGUCGACGACGUAGAAGACACCCAAGACCUGACACCCAAACAACCAGAAAAGAAACUCGUCAAAGAAGGCGACACGCUGCAAAGCCUCCGCGCCUCCACAGAAUUCGUCCUGGAACGCUUCCUCCGCCGCGAAGAAGCCCUACGCCCAGACUCCAAACCCGUCCGCACAUUCACAACAGGGAAAGGUGUCAAAGCCAAGACAGAGGACGUCUACCGCCGCUCUGAUGUAGUAAAAUGCCUCUCCGCAGAAAGUUGGCACAAAGAAGGCCGGCAGACCAAAAUUGGCGAAGCACCACUGAAACGCGUCCCCAUCCGCGCCGUAACCCUCCUCCGUAAACGUGAAGUCGAUGAGCUACAGCGCCAAACUGGCGAGAAGCCAAAACAAGGUCUCUACGCAAAAUACCAGACCGAAUACAUCAUUCCACCACCAAUAGAGAACGGGAUUAUACCCAAAAACGACUACGGAAACAUUGACUGCUUCGUUCCCUCCAUGGUACCCCGCGGCGCCGUACAUAUCCCUUGGUCUGGGACCGUGCGCAUUUGCAAGAAACUAGGUGUCGACUACGCCGAGGCAGUAACGGGGUUCGAAUUCGGAUCGAAAAUGGCUGUUCCCGUUAUCGAGGGCGUAGUCGUUGCAGAAGAAAACGAGGGCCUUGUCACGGAUGCGUGGAUGGCUGAGGAGGCUGAGAAACGCAAGAGGGAACAGCUCAAGGCCGAAAAACGCAUCUUGCAGACGUGGAGGAAGUUUCUGUUUGGUUUGAGGAUUGCGGAGCGCGUUAGGGAGGAGUAUGGGGGUGCUAUGGACUAUGAGGAGGACGAGGCUAAUCCAUUUGCGAAGCAGAUUAGACCUGGGGAUCGUGAGCGUCAGGAAGAGACGGCACGCGAGGAUGAAGUAGAAGGGGAGGAUGAAGAAGAUUCAGGCGAUCGAGGAGGUGGAUUCCUUCUACCGGGUGAGGAUGAUGGUGAUGAUGGGGGGUUGGUGGUAGAACGGCAGGAACAAGAAACUCGUCCACGGUCUGAAUCUCACGCAGUUGAGAUUAGUGAUAGUGAAGGCGAAAGAAAGGCAGAUGGUGGCGAUGACGACGGUUUUGAAAGCGCAAAAGUCAAUGAUGAAAACUCCAGCUCCGUUGAUGAGCUGCCUGACUCUGAAGAGGAAUAUCAGCCGCGAACGCGCAGACAAACGAGAAGCAGAAAGGGUUAAUGACUGUUGCUGUGCAGGACAACAAGCUAUGUAUAUUAUACUUGCUCAUGUUUUAAGGACGUCGUACAAUGAUUAUCUCCCAUUUACCCUAAUACAAUAAUACCCCCGAUACCCUAUUCAUCUUCGACGUAUCGAAGGCGAACCAAACCCCCGUAUCUCAUCCUCAUCCACGUCCAUAUCCAACUCCCUAUCAACAUCAACAUCAGCCUCCGCAUCCACAUCCGUCUCCAAAUCAAAAUCCCCCAGCGGACUAACAUGCACAACCGGAGAAGAAACAGGACUUUGCGCAAUAAGUGGCCGCGACUUAAACACACUCGCAUAAUCCGCACUCUCCUC